UUUCUUGCUGUUGUUCUUGUGCCAAACGUGAAACUGAUCAAGAAGCAGGAACUGAGCUGAAAAUGUCUGGGGUGGAACUGUAGCUCCUGCCUCCUCCACCGGCUACACCGAGUCCUGACUGGCCAGUUUUUCUAGUUUUUUUAGUGAGUGGUCACAGUCAGACAGGUAGAGAGAGAGAGAGACAGACAGAGACACACACACACACAGCGACUGACGAGGAGGACGGGAUGAAGCACUAACUGGACGAAUCAUUUGUCCAAGGACUUUAAAGCAGAUCGUGUGAAAAAGUGUGUGCACUCUCUCAGGAUGAGUCGGCCGCGUGCGGACUCCCAGGAUUCCCUGGGGCCGGAUGAUGAGGUCAUGCCGUACAGUGAUGAUGAGACUGAUGAUGAGUUGGAGCAGGAUGAAGAUGAGGAGGAGGUGCAGCCGACCGUCCCAGCAGCAGAACCUGAAGCUGGAUGGCAAGUCAAAGCGAAUGACCGAGAUUUUUGCAAACUUCCAGAAUUCAAGAAGAAGGUCUUUCUGUGCUUUACGAAGAGCAAAUACUCAGGGAACGCUAUCAAGACCUAUAAGUACAACGUCUUGACCUUCCUCCCUCUGAACCUGUACGAGCAGUUUAAGAGAGCGGCCAACCUCUACUUUCUUGCCUUGCUCAUCUUACAGAUCAUCCCACAAAUCUCCACACUGCCCUGGUACACCACGCUGGUGCCCUUAGUGUUGGUGCUCGGCAUCACUGCUGUCAAAGACCUGAUAGAUGACCUGGCUCGACACAGGAUGGACAAAGAAAUCAACAACAGGAAGUGUGAGGUGCUUCUUGAUGGCAGGUUUCAGCAGGCCAAGUGGAUGGACAUUCAAGUUGGUGAUGUGGUCCGACUGAAGAAAAACGACUUCAUUCCUGCAGACAUUCUGUUAUUGUCCAGCACUGAACCAAACAGCCUGUGUUACGUAGAGACAGCAGAACUGGAUGGAGAGACUAAUCUGAAGUUUAAGAUGGGACCGAAGGUGACUCAUGAGAGACUUCAAGAGGAGAGUCAGCUGGCGGCUUUUGAUGCUAUGAUCUUGUGCGAGGAGCCGAAUAACCGGCUGGAUAAGUUUACAGGCACCAUGAAGUGGAGGAGGGAGAUGUACCCACUGGACCUGGAUAACAUGCUGCUCAGAGGCUGCAAGCUCCGAAACACAGAGGAGUGCCGCGGACUCGUCAUCUUCGCCGGAGCGGACACUAAGAUUAUGAGGAACGGUGGAAAGACGAGGUUCAAGCGCACCAAGAUAGACUACCUAAUGAACUACAUGGUCUACACUAUCUUUGUGGUGCUGGUCCUGGUGUGUGCUGGUCUGGCAAUCGGACACUCGUUCUGGUAUCAGGAGAUCGGCAGCUUGGCUUGGUAUCUGUAUGACGGCAAAAACGAGACGGCCUCUUACAGAGGCUUCCUCAGCUUCUGGGGCUACAUCAUCGUCCUUAACACCAUGGUGCCCAUCUCGCUCUACGUCAGUGUGGAGGUGAUUCGGCUGGGGCAGAGUAAGUUUAUAAACUGGGAUUUGCAGAUGUAUUACGCUGAGAAGGACACUCCUGCCAAAGCCCGCACCACCACUCUGAACGAGCAGCUCGGCCAGAUCGAGUAUAUUUUCUCCGACAAGACGGGCACGCUCACGCAGAACAUCAUGGCCUUCAAGAAGUGCACCAUCGGCGGACGCACAUACGGGAAUUCUGCAGGUACAGAUGGUGGGGAGCGCGGGAAGCUUGCAGACUUCAGCUGGAAUAAAUACACCGACCGGAACUUCCAGUUCUAUGACGGUCACCUCAUUUCAUGCAUCCGCUCGAAGAAGGACGCCGAGAUGCUGGAGUUCUUCAAGCUGCUCUCUCUCUGCCACACUGUAAUGGUGGAGCAGAAAGAUGGUGAGCUGGUGUACCAGGCCGCGUCUCCAGAUGAGGGCGCUCUGGUCACCGCAGCACGAUGCUUUGGCUUUGUGUUCCUGUCUCGCACGCAGGACUCCGUCACUAUCAGUGAAAUGGGCACAGAGAACACGUACGAAAUGCUGGCUCUGCUCGACUUCAACAGCGACCGAAAACGCAUGUCCAUCAUCCUGAGGUUCCCUAAUGGCAGUAUCCGACUGUAUUGUAAGGGAGCCGACACAGUGAUCUACCAGCGACUCAGUCCCAACUCCAAACACAAGGAAACCACCCAGCAGGCUCUGGAUGGCUUUGCCAAUGAGACCCUGCGGACGCUGUGCUUGUGUUAUAAAGACAUCAGUGCCGCUGAGUAUGACUCGUGGGCUCAGAAACACAAGGAAGCCAGCGUGGCCAUGAGCAACCGCGAGCAGGCGCUGGACAGAGUCUACGAGCUCAUCGAGACUAACCUGAUGCUGAUUGGAGCAACGGCCAUUGAAGACAAGCUUCAAGAUGGAGUUCCAGAGACCAUUGCCAAACUGGCCAAGGCUGACAUCAAGAUAUGGGUUCUGACCGGAGACAAGAAAGAAACUGCUGAGAACAUUGGCUACUCUUGUGAGCUGCUGACAGAUGAUAUGCAGAUCCACUACGGAGAGGAUGUAAAUGAGAAGCUUUCAGUCCGAUUGAUGAGGAGGCGGAAUGAGCCUGAUGGAGGCCGCAAUAAGAAAGUGAAGGAGCCCUUUUUCGCUGGAGAGGGCAAAAAUGCUCUCAUCAUCACUGGAGGCUGGCUGAACGAGAUUCUGUGUGAGAAGAAGAAGAAGCGUCGUCGUCUGCGUCUGCGGCGUCUGGGGAAGCGCCCGCGUCCCACUAACCCGCAGGACGGCCAGCCUGCGGACGACUGGGAGAAGGAGCUCAGGCAGAGGGACUUUGUGGACAUGGCCUGCGAGUGCAGCGCGGUCAUCUGCUGCCGUGUGACCCCCAAACAGAAAGCCAACGUGGUCAGCCUGGUCAAACGAUACAAGAACGCCGUCACUCUGUCCAUCGGAGACGGAGCCAAUGAUGUCAACAUGAUCAAGACUGCGGACAUCGGCGUGGGCAUUAGUGGCCAGGAGGGCAUGCAGGCGGUGAUGUCUAGCGACUACGCCUUCGCUCAGUUCCGCUACCUGCAGCGCCUCCUGCUGGUGCACGGCCGCUGGUCCUACAUCCGCAUGUGCAAGUUCCUGCGCUUCUUUUUCUACAAGAACUUCGCCUUCACCCUCGUUCACUUCUGGUACUCCUUCUUCAACGGAUACUCGGCACAGGUUGCAUAUGAAGACUGGUUCAUCACUCUUUACAACGUGCUGUACAGCAGUUUGCCUGUGCUGCUCGUCGGGCUGCUGGACCAGGACGUGAACGACAAACUGAGUUUGCGGUUUCCAAAGCUGUACCUUCCGGGCCAGAAGGGGUCGCUGUUUAAUUACAAAAACUUCUUCAUUAGUCUGUUCCAUGGCAUCUUCACGUCCCUCAUCAUCUUCUUCAUCCCGUACGGAGCCUUCCUGCAGACGAUGGGUCAGGACGGAGAGGCUCCGUCUGACUACCAGUCCUUCGCCGUGGUAACCGCAUCCUCGCUCAUCAUGAUAGUCAACCUUCAGAUCUCUUUGGACACCUCCUACUGGACAUUUGUGAACUGCUUCGCUGUGUUAGGCAGUAUAGCCAUUUAUUUUGGCGUAAUGUUCGACAUACAGAGCGCAGGAAUACACGUCCUCUUCCCAUCCGCCUUCACGUUCACUGGUGUGGCUUCAAACGCUCUGAGGCAGCCCUACCUGUGGCUCACCAUCAUUCUUACAGUGGGCAUCAGCCUCCUGCCAGUCAUCUGCAUCCAGUUCCUCUGUAAGACCAUCUGGCCCUCUGUAGGAGACAAGGUCCAGAGAAACAAGAAGAAGUAUGAGUUGGAGGAGGAGGUGAAGAAGAAGCCUCCGGCAUUCCAGCGUGGCGGUCGUUCGCGCCGCUCUGCGUACGCUUUCUCUCACUCCCGCGGUUACGCCGACCUCAUUGCGUCCGGCCGCAGCAUUCGGCAGAGGCCGCGAGCGCGUCCCGAGCUUCGGGACAGCAUCCGCGAGGUUCCACAAGCCGAGAACAUCUGA
This is a messenger RNA of Colossoma macropomum (tambaqui), 4008 nucleotides long. It is a transcript of the gene atp8b1, whose product is annotated as ATPase phospholipid transporting 8B1. The transcript is spliced from 28 exons. The record is from RefSeq and is a predicted model, not a curated record. Gene Ontology annotation, biological process: phospholipid translocation; Golgi organization. Gene Ontology annotation, cellular component: plasma membrane. Lineage: Eukaryota; Metazoa; Chordata; Actinopteri; Characiformes; Serrasalmidae. Gene Ontology annotation, molecular function: ATP binding; ATP hydrolysis activity; ATPase-coupled intramembrane lipid carrier activity. The coding region runs from base 307 to 4008 and encodes 1233 amino acids.